AUGAAAACACCAAGUAACGAAACGAAGGGUAGGGCGAAGAAGUCAUCGUCACGGGGCCACCACAGGUUCGUUGGCGUUCGUCAGAGGCCGUCCGGAAGAUGGGUGGCCGAGAUCAAAGACUCACUUCAGAAGGUCAGGCUCUGGCUCGGAACUUUCGACACUGCAGAAGAUGCAGCUCGAGCCUAUGACUCCGCGGCUCGUGCCUUGCGUGGUGCAAAUGCUCGCACCAACUUUGAACUGCCGGAUCAAUCUGCAGCCUCUGGCUGCGGCGGUUUUAGCUACGCGCCGGAGAACAUGGAGCCCUUCUCGUUCGAGGAUGUGCCUGAGGCUGGUGCAGAUUCAGAUGGACUUGUUGGUGCUCUCAGAGCCAAAUUGUUUGAUGAUGGGACAAAGACAUCAUCGAAUCCUACGUCUAUUAUUGGGUAUAAUGCGACUUCGAGCUCAACUACACGUAACCAUCCAAGCAACACAGAAAUAUCAAUACCCUCAAAUCCCCCCAAAGCUAAGAGAGUAAUCGUUUCGGAUACUGUAGAUCCUGGAACGACGACCAUGAGGAGCAUGAGCUUGGGCUGGUCAAACGAUGCAGCAUAUGGACUGCCAUGGCAGUCACAGGAGACGAAUCAGGGCUCUGAAAGUGGCUUACUUGCCGAUGCUGUUCGUGGAAGCACGGGAUCGUGGCCUUUUUCUGGGGUGGCUGAGCCGGAGUCAACCUUUGACCUGACAUGUUCAGAUCAGGGGUUAUCCAACAGUGAUAAGAAUGGUCAAACGAAUGUGGUGAGCUUAGAGGUGAAUCAGAUUGGUGAAACUUCGUCUGAGUGCUUCUGGUCACCUGAGCAGCAACAGUUCGUGCACUGUGAUAACAACAGUUGGUUUAGCCCGGUGGCACUUGGGAUCCACUGCUCUAUACUUCCGAGCUUGGUUGAUUAA
Neltuma alba is the source of this 927-nucleotide messenger RNA. Its product is annotated as ethylene-responsive transcription factor ERN2-like. The record is from RefSeq and is a predicted model, not a curated record. Lineage: Eukaryota; Viridiplantae; Streptophyta; Magnoliopsida; Fabales; Fabaceae. The coding region runs from base 1 to 927 and encodes 308 amino acids. Gene Ontology annotation, molecular function: DNA binding; DNA-binding transcription factor activity. Gene Ontology annotation, biological process: regulation of DNA-templated transcription. The transcript has a single exon.